UGGACGGAAAUCUUCGCCUAAACUUUCUAGGCGUCCCGUGAAACAAUGUCCGCGGUUACAGCCAGGCACUACAUAAAACCAGACUCUAUUCUGUCAGCAUUUUUACACCUUCAUUCAGAAAUAACAUCAUGUCCUGGACUCAUUUGAUUCGCUUUAUUGCCAAGGAAGACGCCAAGGUCCAUUUGGGUCAACUUGUCGACACUGCUCGUGAUAUUGGUUUGGACAGUAUCUCCGGACAUCCCAUCACUGCCUACGAGGUACAAGGAAGUGUUUUUGAUGGCAAGGUUACAGGAAAGGAGCUUACAGUCCAGCAACUGCUUUGUCCAAUUACCCGAGACCAAUGCGACUACAUUCGUUGCGUUGGACUUAACUACAAAGAUCACGCCGAGGAAGCCAACCUUCCUCUUCCCAAGGUCCCCAUCCUAUUCAGCAAGCCUCGAUCAGCCCUAAUUGGUCCCUACCCAGAAGCCGUUAAGAUUCCAAAGUGUGCACAAGAUGAAACAAGUGACUACGAAGCAGAGCUCUGUGUCAUCAUUGGAAAAACUGGAAGAGACAUUAAAGAAGAGGACGCAUACAAUUAUGUUUUGGGUUAUACUGCAUCCAACGAUAUCAGCGCUAGAAAGCUUCAACUUUCUCAAAGUCAGUGGUGCUUUGGCAAAGGUCUUGAUGAUUCUAUGCCCAUUGGUCCUGUGGUUGUGUCGCCUAGUGUUAUUAAGGAUCCCCACACUCUCUCCAUCAAAGCCAUUUACAAUGGUACUACCGUCCAAAGUGGCCACACACAAAAUAUGAUCUUCACCAUUCCUCAAAUGAUCGCAUACUUUUCCCAAGGAACCACCCUUGAGGCGGGUACUAUCAUUGUCACCGGUACUCCUGCUGGUAUUGGAAUUGUCAAGAACCCCCGUGUGUUCCUUGAGGAUAAAUCAGACAUUCGAGUUGAGAUUGAGAAUAUUGGAACAUUGAUAAAUAAGGUUGAAUAUGAAUAAACUUUGUUGGCUUAGUCUGAUUACAACAGAAACUAUUUAGAUAGCGCCAUUAAACGUAAAUGCCUCUUGAGCAAUAAACAAGCACCUUUUCUUUUCAA
This is a messenger RNA of Umbelopsis ramanniana AG, 1081 nucleotides long. RefSeq lists its product as uncharacterized. The coding region runs from base 129 to 983 and encodes 284 amino acids. The transcript has a single exon. Lineage: Eukaryota; Fungi; Mucoromycota; Umbelopsidomycetes; Umbelopsidales; Umbelopsidaceae. The record is from RefSeq and is a predicted model, not a curated record. Gene Ontology annotation, molecular function: catalytic activity.